UCGAUCUUUGUUCGAGAAAGGUAUUUUUGUUUGCUGCCGAAGAGGAGUGUAGACUGAAGGUUUUUCAGGUCUGACCGGAUUUUGGGUAAAAUGGGCAAGUCAAGGGAAUAUUYCUGUACUGUACAAGUUGGAGGACUCGAUCAAGAUUUUGAAUACAACAUCACAAAAAUGACCAAAGGUCAGACAAUGUUUGAUGAGCUAUGUAAACACAUCUCUCUGGUAGAAAAAGAGUACUUUAGCCUAAGAUACAUUGAUGAAAAAGAUGGUCAGUUCAAUUGGUUAGAGAUGGACAAAGGCAUCAUAAGUCAAAUGAGCAGAGCACCUUUGCAUUUUUAUUUUGCUGUAAAAUUCUACCCAGACAACCCUACAUUACUGAGGGAAGAUAUUACAAGGUAUCAGUUUGUUCUCCAACUCAGAGAGGAUCUACUGAARGGAAGGCUACAAUGCUCAAACCCAAUUCAUGCCUUGCUGGGGUCUUACAUUGUACAGGCUGAACUAGGGGAUUAUAAUGCAGAAGUGCAUGAUUACAGAUACCUCAAUGACUUUAAGUUCCUUUCCAAACAGAGGCAUGUCUCCAUCUGAUGCAGAAUUCCAGUACCUUGACAAUGUCCGUAAGCUUCCCUUAUAUGGACGAGACCUUCACCAGGCGUGGGAUGCUGAAGGACAGGCUGUUACUCUUGGGAUAUCAGCUUGGGGUGUAGAGGUGUUUCACAACAACAGACUAAUGCAGAGAUUUAUAUGGCCAAAGAUAAUAACCAUUUCAUUYAGAAGCAAGAAGUUCUCACUGACUCUACGUGCUCCUAGUGAGGAUGACACAUACAGUGCUACUAUAGUCAGUUUUCAGUUUAGUAGUAGACGUUCAUCUAAAAGACUCUGGAAAGUUUGUGUGGAACACCAUUCCUUCUUCAGACUCAAAACUCCUGCACCAAUCCAGAGCAGCUCAGGCUUCCUUAAACUGGGGUCAAAGUUUAGAUACAGUGGUCGCACGCAACAUCAAGCUCGUCACAAUGAACAAGUAACAUUGAGAGAGCAGCCAUCUUUUAACAGAGUCUCAAGCAAACGAUUCUCAGCUAAAAUCCUCGACAGUAAUCUUUCUUCAGAAGCCUUACUAGAGAAAGGAGAUAACAAUACCAGUACUUCAGCUACUUGUCUAAUUCAAUAACUUCCAUGCUGAUGGUCUUAACUCUU
Molecule: messenger RNA, 1188 nt
Organism: Exaiptasia diaphana
Lineage: Eukaryota; Metazoa; Cnidaria; Anthozoa; Actiniaria; Aiptasiidae
Product: band 4.1-like protein 1
Cellular component (GO): cytoskeleton
Molecular function (GO): cytoskeletal protein binding
Source: RefSeq, a predicted model, not a curated record